Molecule: messenger RNA, 284 nt
Organism: Anopheles maculipalpis
Lineage: Eukaryota; Metazoa; Arthropoda; Insecta; Diptera; Culicidae
Exons: 2
Coding region: 15-284 (89 amino acids)
Source: RefSeq, a predicted model, not a curated record
UAAAUCAUUUCAAGAUGAACAAGAUUAUCAGCCUGUUUGUAGUGAUUGCCAUCGUCGCUUUUGCCCGUGCCAAGCCACAACCGAAACCGGACAUUCUCGCGUACAAUGUGGCCGGUGUUCCGGUCGUGGCUGCUGCUCCAGCCGUCGCUAGCUACGCGACCGUCUACGAGCAAACGUUCCACGGUAAUCUGGCGCCUGCCGCUUACGUUGCCUACUCCGCUUACGAUCCAUACGUGUCUGCCGUGCCGGUGCCUCUCGGUGCUUCCAUUCUGUUGAAGAAGUAA